CUCCUCCUCCCCCCACCCGGCCUGGCGCGCUCCUCCCCGGCCGGCCCCUCGCGGCGGGGCGCGCUGGAGGCGAACGCAGGCUGAGCCGAGCGCAGUGGCCGCCGACCACCGAGCGCCCCGCGCCGCUCCCUGCAUGUGCAGCCCGCGGCGGCUCGCAGCCCCCGGCAGCAGCCUCGGCAGCUUCGGCCGCGCCUCGAGAGGCGGCUGCAGCAGCGCCAGCAGCGGCCGAGCGGUCGAGCCUGGGCUGGGAGACAGGAUGCGCCGCGUCCUUCGGCUGCUCCUUGGCUGCUUUCUCACCGAGCUGUGCGCCCGCGUGUGCCGGGCGCAGGAGCGAACCGGGCACGGGCAACUGGCGCAACUGGGCGGCGUGUUGGUGCUUACGGGGGUUAAUCGCUCCGGGGCCGCCUCUGGAGAGGUCGGUGAGGGCGCCGGGGUCUCGGACGCGCCCCCGACUCGGGCGCCCACGCCGGACUUCUGUCGGGGCUACUUCGAUGUUAUGGGCCAGUGGGACCCGCCGUUCAACUGCAGCUCGGGCGACUUCAUCUUCUGCUGCGGGACUUGUGGCUUCCGGUUCUGCUGCACAUUUAAGAAGAGGCGACUGAACCAAAGCACCUGCACCAACUACGACACGCCGCUCUGGCUCAACACCGGCAAGCCCCCCGCGCGCAAGGACGACCCCCUGCACGACCCCACCAAGGACAAGACCAACCUGAUUGUCUACAUCAUCUGCGGGGUGGUGGCUGUCAUGGUGCUCGUGGGUAUCUUCACCAAGCUGGGGUUGGAGAAAGCACACCGGCCCCAAAGGGAGCACAUGUCCAGGGCACUUGCAGAUGUCAUGCGGCCACAGGGCCACUGCAACACUGAUCACAUGGAGAGAGACCUUAACAUUGUUGUUCAUGUCCAGCACUAUGAGAACAUGGACACGAGAGCCCCCAUAAACAAUCUACACACCACCCAGAUGAACAACGCAGUACCCACCUCUCCUUUGCUCCAGCAGAUGGGCCAUCCACAUUCGUAUCCCAAUCUGGGCCAGAUCUCCAAUCCUUAUGAACAGCAGCCACCAGGCAAAGAGCUCAACAAGUACGCCUCCUUGAAGGCAGUUGCUGACAAGGUCAAUGAUGACUUCUACUCCAAGCGAAGGCACCUGGCCGAACUGGCUGCCAAGGGGAACCUGCCUCUUCAUCCAGUAAGAGUGGAGGAUGAGCCCCGGGCUUUCAGCCCUGAGCAUGGGCCUGCCAAGCAGAAUGGACAGAAGUCCCGCACCAACAAGAUGCCCCAGCAUCCCCUGGCCUACAACUCUACCACCAACUUUAAGGGCUGGGACCCCAAUGAGCAGUCCCUCCGGCGGCAGGCUUAUGGCAACAAGGGCAAGCUGGGUGCAGCAGAGUCGGGCUCCAGUGACCCCCUGGGAACUCGCUCCCAACACUACCCGUCCACACAGCCAUACUUCAUCACCAACAGCAAAACAGAAGUGACUGUUUGAGCUGUCACCACAGGGAGCACCCUGGAGACCACACUCAACUUAGAGAGGCAAAAAACAUCCUGGCCCAUACUUUCCCCGCUCCCACACCACACAUCUAUGCUCACUUUCAAUGGGAACCAAUUAAGGAUCUACUGGUGAUACAGAAUCUUUUUCUGGGUCAUGCCUAAUAUGCAUCAGGUGGAGGAAGAACUGAAGCAUGGACAUUCAGCAAUACAGCAAAGGGGAAACUGAAGCAGUCUUUCAGCUUCAGGCUCAAGGUGGCCAACUCACAGGCCCAAACCAUGGGGCUAAUUUUUCUUUUUCUCCUAACUUGAAACUGAAAUCCAUGAUUUAAAAAAAGAAGAAGAAAAAACUACAAGUAGCACAAUUUAGAAAAAUUGUCCAUUGGAGCACAUAUACCAUUUACUAAAUGCUGUCUAUUUCUUGGUGGGGCGGGGAUAGAGAAAGAACAAGGGUGGAGUUCAAAGAGGAGUUACCUGGGGAAAAUAUGCUCACAUUCUAAGCAUUUUCUAAUCCCAAGAAGUGCUGUGGACACAAGAUGGUGACAACAGAGGGACAAUAACUGGACCCCAACCAUUGUAUCAAUAGUACUUUUCAUAUUAAUGUUGGAAGCAAAAAAAAAAAAAA
Octodon degus (degu) is the source of this 2110-nucleotide messenger RNA. It is a transcript of the gene Shisa9, whose product is annotated as shisa family member 9. The coding region runs from base 134 to 1483 and encodes 449 amino acids. Gene Ontology annotation, biological process: regulation of AMPA receptor activity; regulation of short-term neuronal synaptic plasticity. Lineage: Eukaryota; Metazoa; Chordata; Mammalia; Rodentia; Octodontidae. The transcript is spliced from 4 exons. Gene Ontology annotation, cellular component: postsynaptic membrane; postsynaptic density; dendritic spine membrane. The record is from RefSeq and is a predicted model, not a curated record.